CACAUGUCGUUUAUCGGGACAUGGCCGUUGUGCUUUGGGCUGAUGAGUGCGGAUAAAACAUUGCGUGGCGUGUUCGAUCGAACUUGUCAGAGACUUCUCCAAAUGGUUAUGGCAACAGAGUUACCGUCGAGUGGAAAUUCGGAUCAAAAUCAACAUAAAUCUGACGCUAUGGCCGACACGAACAAAGGUUCACCGAAAGCUAGUACACCAAACGAAAGACAAAACUCAAGAGCGUUGCGUUCGAAAUCUUCACGCCAAAACUCGAACUUUAUAUCCAAAAGCGAUUUAGAAGAACUUAAUAGACAUGGAAAAGAUAAGGAACAAUCAUCUAAGCAAUUGGACCCCGAUGAAAGCCAUGGCAAUAAUAAGAGUGACACGCACUCCCAAGUGGCUCAACUGAGACAACUGUUGUUACUUCACCUUGAGCUUAUUCAACAACAGCAAGAAAAGCUUCAAAAAAGAGACCGAGAGCUCAAUCAAUUAAAAAUAGAAAAGGAGCAGUUGGAAUCUCGUAUUCAUCGUAUGGAAAGAAGAAUGGCUGUCAAAAAGAGGCGUGGUGAUUAUAUAAGCAGUGACUAUGAAACGCCAUUGGAUGCCACAACAAAGCCUACAGCCCCUAAAAGACGCUUGUCAGCAGAACAACUUAUACGAAGUAAAAGAGUCCCCACAACUGCAUCUGUAGUCAUUUCUUCGCACACUAGCAAUGACGUAAGUUUUGAUUCAAAUAUCAGAACUGAAUUGCUAUAUCUACACUCUAAACCAACUCAAUCAACAACACCUGAGACACCACAAGUUCUACAAAAUAGUAAUUUUAAAGAYGUGAAAGUCAAUGAAUGCAAGAAUGAAGAAAGCCAAGAAAAAACAAAGAGUAUAGUAGUGCCAAGUUGGAAGGUUAGUGAYCUACCUCCUGUCAGCCACAAAGGAGGAAGAUCAAGCUCAGCUACAAGGUCAACAGCUACAGUAACAAGUACAGAUCCACCAGAGAAUAUUGAUGAUGAAGCUUUCUCCAAAAGACACUGCAAACAAGAGGCAGAAGAAAAGAGACGAAAACGAUGGGAUGUUCAAAGAUUAAGAGCCAUGCAACUUCAUAAAAAUUUAGAAGAAAAGAACAGAUUAAGAGAAGAAUCAAGGCUUAAAGGACGUAAAUAUAAGGGCAAAGACUCAAACUCUGACACAGACACAACUUUCCAGUCAUUUCUACCUUCUAAAGAUGACAUUAUGGCAAUAGAGGUGUCGGAAACAGUUCCAGUUUCUGUUUUUGGAUAUCCAGUUCCACUAUUUCAAGUAAAAGAGUUUGAAGUUCCCUGGUUCAGUCUAGACAGAAGAGAACUACAGGAACGUGCAACUAAAACCAGGGGAAGGGGUGGUGUUGGAAGGGGUAGGGGUAGAGGGCGGGGACGAGGAAGGGGUAGGGGRAGAGGAAGAGGGAGAGGAAGGGCUCAUGUUUUAUGAUGUAUGUUUUGUAAKGCAUUUUGUAAUAUAUUUUCAGUUUGUGAUGUUGUUAAAAUAUGUUAAAUUGUUUUCUUUAAUGUAUCUUUUUUAGGAUUCUAUAAUGCUCUUACUUUAGGAUAAUAACUUCUAUUUUUAAAGAUAAUUUUUAUUUUCUUUAGAUAGGUUAUUAAUUGAACUUUGACCAAGUGGAUAGCAUGGUUGACCAGUGACAACGUUCUGUAAACAACUAGGGAGUCAUUUGUUGUGUGAAUAUUUUCAACACUUGAAACUAAAAUAAUGUAAUAAUUAAAGGUCUGAAUAGUUAAUGCUAUGACAAUUAAUGGUGAAAAAUGCACUCACACUUAAACAAUCAUUGCUUUGUUAAAAGUUAUUCUAUCAUGGUAGUUAGACAUACACUAAACUAAUUUUCUUCGUAGGGUGCUUUCCAUUGAGUUUUCAAGUUUUCCAYUAUUUUAUUGGAUAAAGUUUAGAGAUGAUUCUUCUCCUGGAUCAGCAAUUAUUAAAAUAGAAUUGUCUUUGGGUCUGCCAACCAGUUCUGACAAAUGAAAAGUGCUUUAAUACUAACUUGACCAACAAAUUUAUAACUAAGGCAACUCCCUUGUACUCUUUUCAAGUCUCAACUUCCAUAUGUUCAAUUCAAAGCAGACACAGAAAACAGUAGCCUCUUUAGCAGUCAUUUUUAGSAUCAUUUGGUUGGGAGAUGAUUGAACUGAUAAAAAUAUCUGCUACAGAGAAAAAUAACUGAAAAAAAUAUCUGCUAAUAAGAAAACAAAGGAAUUUUUUACAGACAUCCAGGAAUUAUCUUUUACUUCAAGAUUUUUUUAACUUCACUUUUGCCUAGUAUCUAUUUCACUCUUUUUUGACUWUGGUCUGGUAUAUGGGUAGAUUGUUAAGGCCCGUUUACACUUGCAAUUUUUGCAGCAUGAUAGUAGCCGCUUUGCUGUUGCACAUCUAAAAUUGUAUGUGUAGACAGCCCUACGAUUAUUGCACCGAUGGAAAAUCACUGCAAAGUUGCAGCCAAUUUUCAAGCAUGUUAGAAACUCMGACGAUGGUUGCACAACGAUCACCGCAAGAAUCGCUCUGCAAAAUCGCAAGUGUAAAGGGGCCUUUAGCUUUUGAAAAACAGAGAAAUAGGAUUUUACACAGAGCUUUGAAGAUCAAAUAACCUUAAAGUAGAGGCAGUCGUGGUAGUGCAAGUCCCCAGAACCUGUUUCUUUGUUCUUUUUUUUAUUUAACUGAGUUUUAUAAUUUGCAUUCAAACAACACCAUAGCACUUGUAUAGAAAAAAUGGAGAAUCGGAACCCCAUCUUGUAUCUAAAAAGUCCUGAAUCUGCAACCAAGGGGAAGUUGUCUCUUAUUCUCAGGAGAAUGUUCUCACCUUUACAGGUCAACCUUCUCACAAUCAAAUUGCUCUUAGAGCUUAUUCCUUUUGCAAAAUGGAGUGAAUUUUAAWGUAACAUUUCCCUAUUCUUUUAAAGAAAAGUUAGAAAAUAUCCCAUUUCCAUUUCACUUCUAAUGAUUGAGCAGACAAUAAUUCCAUUCUAGAAUCACAAUUGUUUUGAAUGUUAAAUUGUUUAUAGGUUAUUUCAAUUAUUGUUUAAUGCUACUGACAAAAUAAAGAAUUAUUAAGAAAGCCA
Molecule: messenger RNA, 3089 nt
Organism: Exaiptasia diaphana
Lineage: Eukaryota; Metazoa; Cnidaria; Anthozoa; Actiniaria; Aiptasiidae
Product: male-specific lethal 1 homolog
Exons: 8
Coding region: 4-1452 (482 amino acids)
Cellular component (GO): MSL complex
Source: RefSeq, a predicted model, not a curated record